GAUAAUAUUCUUUAAAUUUACAUUAAAAGACCGGCUAAAUUGUUGAUUUUAUAAACAAAUAAAUGUAUGUGUAAUUGAUUUCGAAGAACAAUAGUACAAUUAAUUUAAGUUUAAAAAUAAAUGUGGAAUCCUUAUAAAAUACCGACAAGAAAAUACUCACAAAAUCUGCAACACCACCUUACGGAUCGUGAAUCUGGUUAUAAGCGACGUCAUAUACGCUCCACUCCCUGUUCAGACUAUUUAUACUUCGAGCGUGAAUUUCAUAAGAGCAUUUUGCCAAAUUUAACAAUACAAAAUGUUGAUAGGCCGUUAGGUUUUAUACGCAAAUUUUCGCCAAAUGGAAAACUAUUGUUAAGUUUUUCAAACGAUAAGCGCUCACUAGAAGUUUGGAAAUAUGCAGGAGUUGGACAUGCGGCUGAACUCUUUAAAAAUGAACAAGGCGAAUGCAUAACGGCUGCAGAUCAAUCUCUAGAAUCGUUGCGAAUUCGACAAGAAGUAUUCAAACGUUUAUUUACUUUACGCUCCCGUAUACAUUUUGGCAGUAGUGUAACUCAUACAUAUGGACAGCUGAAUCGUGAAUUUAGCAUUUUCUUAGAGAAUGGUCGUUAUGUACUACUAGCGGCAGUAACUUCCUCGCAUGAUGAACUACCUUUUAGAAUAAUAUUUACAUAUCCUGAUAUAUACCCAGAUUGUUCGUUAUGUAAUUAUACAUUUUUCUUGGUUGAUCUUGAAAAGGAUUGCGUAGUAGAUACAUUGCUCUAUAAUAAAGAUCACAUAAUGUUAUCGCAUCAUCACGGAGUAUCUGUUUAUAACCAUACUAUAGCAAUUCUAUCUAAACUUAGGCAAUGUAUUGAAGUAGUGGAAUUAGUUAACGGAAAAUUAGUGCGCUUACAGACAAUUGGUCCUUUCGCUAACGAUAUGGACGAGGCUCGUGUGCCUAUUCCAGAUUGUGUAUACAUGGGCGCUUUACCUUUAACACAUUUGAAACAACGUAUCCUUGCGCACAUAUAUACAAAUAUUUUCAAAAUAGAGAGUGCACAUUUAAGAAAACGCAAAUUGCUAGAAUUCUACAAAUUUUUUCAAACUUACGAAGAUAUGGUUAUUUUAAAAAUGCAACUACUUGACGUGGAUCAUCUGUUAAUACGUUACGAAAAACGUCCUAGAAAUGUAAAUGUUCAAGAUUUCAAAUUAUAUGUAUUUUAUUGUAUAUCAAAGUGUGCAGUGAUGAGAGUAUUUUCAAGAUCUUCAAUUGAAUUGCUAUAUCUGUUGCGAAAUUUCUGCGAUAACUUUCGUAAUGUGCGAUCGCUACAAUCUUUGGAUUCAUCGUCCUCAUCUAGUAACAAUGCUUAUUACCGUGCUGCUUUCAAUAAUGCAAUAGCAUCUGUAAAUGGCGGAGUCGCGGAAGCUGCAAUGCGUUUUAAUCCAACAUUGCCAAUUAGUUCACAAAGCUUUUCUACCGCCCAAUAUCUUGAUUAUAAUUUAUUUUGUUAUGAUGAUCAAUUGAUAUCGGCUUUGGAGCGUCCGAAACUUUGCAGCAGAGAGCCAAUUCGUUUCACGGAUCGCAAUACAAAUAUAACAAAAUUUCGAUUAUUUUUAGAAACUAGUGUAGACUUACGUCCAAAUCAUCAACUUGUGACAUUUAUAUUUCAUCCAUUUGAACCUUUUAUUAUAAGUGUGCAAAAGCUUUACACGCGUUAUGUUACAAAUUUUCACAUAUACAAUCAAUCCACUAUUGUGACACAAUAGAUCAGUACUUAUACUACUAUUCAAAUUAUAAUGUAGUUAAUGUAUAUAUUAAUUUCUGACGUUGUAAUAAUUGUAUAAUGGAUAGUUUCUAAUAAGUCUAAAUUUCGUUUUCGAAUAUAAUUCAAAAGAAAUAUCCAAUAAAAAUUAAUCAUUUGAUAUUUUAUAUAAAGUUAUUAAGUUAUUAAUGAGUAUAUAUAGUUAUGAUAUUUAUUUGUUUAUAGAAAAUGGUUCUUGCAAUAGGGAAUGUGAAAUAUGGUGAUAUA
Molecule: messenger RNA, 2009 nt
Organism: Teleopsis dalmanni
Lineage: Eukaryota; Metazoa; Arthropoda; Insecta; Diptera; Diopsidae
Product: DET1 homolog
Exons: 3
Coding region: 121-1746 (541 amino acids)
Biological process (GO): positive regulation of proteasomal ubiquitin-dependent protein catabolic process; protein ubiquitination
Cellular component (GO): cullin-RING ubiquitin ligase complex; nucleus
Molecular function (GO): ubiquitin-like ligase-substrate adaptor activity; ubiquitin protein ligase binding
Source: RefSeq, a predicted model, not a curated record